Molecule: messenger RNA, 505 nt
Organism: Hydra vulgaris (swiftwater hydra)
Lineage: Eukaryota; Metazoa; Cnidaria; Hydrozoa; Anthoathecata; Hydridae
Source: RefSeq, a predicted model, not a curated record
GAAAUGUCUACAAAACUAAAUGCACUGGAAGACAAAAUCAAGGUCAAGAUCAAGAUGAGUACAGAAAGUUGAGCAAGGAGGAAAUGUCUACAAAACUAAAUGUACUGGAAGACAAAUUCAAUUGUCUAGCAAAGAAAGUGGGUCAAGAUCAAGAUGAGUACAGAAAGUUGAGCAAUGAGGAAAUGUCUACAAAAUUAAAUGCACUGGACAAAAUCAGUUGUCUAGCAAAGGAAGUGGAACAUUUGAAUAAGAGAGCGCCAGAACCUAGAAUAUUAAAGCACGCGGUUUGGCUAAAUGAACCCACUGAUUCAUCAAAGUUAACCCGACCGGUAUUAGAAGAAGAAAAAUGUUUAGGUUUCCGUGAAAUUUUAAAACAAACGAAUGAAAGAUGUAGACCUAAAUAAAAUAAUAAAACUUGAGUGUAUUUUAUUUUAAUUUUGUGACAGCUAGUAAAGUAAAACAGGGGGUAAAACGGAAAAGUAUGAAAUAGCUAUGACAAUGUUUA